GCUUCAUUCAGCUCAGCUCAGCUUCAACUUAUAACAAGAACUCCGCUUCUUUUCUGCACGAAAAAAAUUCAAUAAUUUAGAUCCAAAAUGACUAAUCAAACUAUGGAAGAGAUUUGUGACGAUUAUUUUGCAUCGAUGAAUCCAAUAGCUUACAAAAUUAUAGAAGAAAAGAGGAAAUGCAUGGAGAAAAACAGGAGGAAUUGGGAGAGAUUGACGCAAGCUGAAAAGGACUCACUCCUCGACGAGUGGUUUAUUGACCCCGAUUUAAAAAUUAGGUAUGAAAUUCGUCUUCAGGGCCAACUCCUAAGCAAUAAAGAUGCCCCGCCGGAAAGUUUUCCGCGGCUGAAUAUCCAAGGAGGAACGAAGACUGUCCAAUAUACUGAGCAUGAGGAUGGGUCGCAAAGCAAAGGAAAUACAAUUACAUGGAAGGAUGAGUUUUCAGGGCCCUUCUUAUGGGAGACUAAGUGUCAACAGGACCUACCCAUGAUGUCCCCUGGAUCUAUCACAGCACAAUCAACAAGGAAUGGAGAAUAUCCAGAGAACAGAUUCUCUCUCGGUCUUGAUGCCAACGAUGAGAGCCAGCUCAUUGUUAACUCUACAAAGUCCAAGGGGAAGGAUGGUAAACGGGCACCGGAUCCAGCCGAGAAACCUGACAAGACAAAGCUCAGCAGGAAGGAUUCUAAGAAAGAGGAGCGUGCCAAGGAGAAGGAGAGGGCCAGGGAGAAGGAGAACCAGAAGCGAGAGUCUCCUGUCUCCAUAGUCCAACAGCAACCGAAGAUCGGUCAAUCUCCUCUUGCCGAUAUGAACCAGAUCAUGAUGGACAAGAAUGGAAAGGGACCCAAGAAAGACAAGACAGAAAAGGCCAAAUCACCAAAGGCCCCUAGAGGACGUGGCUCGGGUAAAGCCUCGCCUAGGAGGGAAGGCAAGAAAGAGAAAAACUUUGACUUGGAGGGGCUCCUGCCUGCAUCUGAUCCAAAGGAGGAAAGGUCCCUCGAAGGAAUCAACUUUUCAAUGUCUGGAUUGGAGACAACGGAAAGUGAUGGACUGUUGUCAUCGACCGCAACUACUAGAGGCCUCAGCUCUGGACCUUCGGGAUCGGUGCAACAUACCCCUGUGCCAUCUUCACCACCACCCUCUUCACCUCCUGCUUCAGCAGCAAGUGCUGGAAGUGAUCAGGCUACUGCUUCAGAAGGUGGCGGAGGAGCCGAAGGAGAGGAAGGGGCUUCCUUUGAUUUCUUAUUGUCAUGGUAACCAACCAUUCACCAGUGGCAGCUAGGACUGGAUCAGCUAAGGAUUAAAAAUAUAACAUCAGUGGUUAUGAAAAGCCAUGUAACUUGUAACUUUAUCUUUGCCAUGAUUUGUAAUGUACAUGUAUAUGGUUUACGUCUCUAUAUGAAAAGAAUGAACUUGCUGGCUCCAAGUAGUUUUUUUUUUUUUUUUGCUCAAUGUGAAAUGCCAACAGAGUAGUAUCAUUUGAAAUACAUAUAUAGGCCAAAAUGGGUGUUGUAAAUGUAUUACUGCCUUCCAAUGGCAUAAGGAAGUAAAAAAAUGUAUUUGAAUUAUUAGUAUUUUCUUAUUGCACUCUUUUAGGGGGUCAUAUUUGCAUUUGUUUUUGCGACACAAAGAAAGAGCAUCAUUUGUGAUGCUUGGACAACUCUUUUUAUUGACUGUUGUUACAAGUUCACUGUGGCCAGAUGUAUGACAUCACACAAUCUUAGUUCGUGCUGAUGGGUUGUUUUUUUUUUCUUUGGAUCAGGCAUGUUUGCGAGAUCUUCAAGGAUGUAGAGCUAAAUGUCCUUCGUAGAUUAAAAAGGAGAAUUGUUGAGCCAUUUGCUACUAAAGCAUCUUUUCCAUUUUGGGCAUGAACUGCAGAUUCUACAUAGAGUGUCGAGUGUGCGAGAACAGCCUAUUACGUGUACCGUAUGUGUAUCUCUUGAUAAGAGAUAUAUUGUGCAAGAUGUAGUAUUCCAUUGGCAUUUGUGUAAAUUAGAGAUAAAUUUUGCUCUUUGGUUGGAAAUGUCACAUUUUUCACUUGCUUCCUUUUGCCAUUAGGCCGAUUAAAACAAAUAAGUGUAUCUCCUGAGGAGAAAUCAUCAAGGCAUAUCAAGUUAUAUAAACAAAUUAUAAAAGAAAAUUGCAAGAGGGGAUGAGAAACAUUUUUUUUUUUUUGGGGGGGGCCUUUUAGAUCAGCGUGGUGUUUUGGCCAUGGUGUUGUAUUUCUGAAUUCUUGCCAUUUGUAGACACUUAUUAACGGCAAUUGUCAGUAGUUAUUCAGCUGAUUUAUGUACAAGAAUAGAAGAGUAUUAUAAAAAAAAAAUUAUAUGAAUGUAUGCAUUAUCAGUCAUCAAAUAAUAUUGCACUUGCUUUUAGUAGGCAUUUUUUUGUUGAAAUCUCUGCUGGAGAGAGAAGUUUGGCUCCAUGAGUGGCUUCAAUCAUUAGAUAUUCAUAGAUCUGCAUUUGUACUGCAUGUGGCUAUUGCUUCAAGAACUUCUUGAGUACAAAUGGGAAUUCUGAUUGAAGUGGGCCGACCAGGGUGCUCUUCCAAAAAAGCUGUUUGUAAGUAAUGCACGAUUUCUACACAUGGCUGUUGAGCUGAUUACGAGUCAAGUUUUCACUGGUAUUUAAAAAAAAAAAACAGACCGAUGUGUUCAUAAACCUCAUCAAACUUUUACAAACAACAGUUUGCAUUUUGCUUAUUAAUACAGAGGAUUUUUUUAGAUCAGAUUUCAACUGUAGCUGCAGGGGAAUAAAAUUGAUUGAGAAUCUGAUAUCACCAAAGAAGUGGUCUCCAGUUGCAUGUAUAAAGUCAUCCCGUAACUUCCAAACAACUUCAUGAAGCAGUGGCACCCCGUUAUAUGUUGCAUAGUCUGCUCCUCUGUGCACAGGCAGUUGAUGUUAUUUUUUUUCUGAACUCCCACUUUACUAGGUUAGUUUUGCCCAAGUAAUAGAGACAGGGAUCUUCAAUAGAUGGAGGUGCUGCUUUCUCUGUGGUGCUAAGCUGGCAGAGAAGCCAUUUAAAGUCUAUCCAUGGUGUGGCUUGGAUAGUAGAUACCAUACUAGUUGGUAAUCAGUCAUGUUCUUUGAAUCAAUGCAAGUGCUACCUGUAAUCUUUAGGUAUUGUCCAGUAACACAACAGGUGCUAUAGAUUUCUGGAUUACGCCCUCUUCUUUCCUAUGCAGUCAUGGCUCAAGGGGCUUCAGAAUGGAGGUGGACAUUGGACCUUUUUGUUGUAAAGAUUUGUAUUUUUAUUAGUUGUGGGGGGGUCAUAGGUGUAAGAUAUCUACAGUAUAAAAGAAAUGUAGUUUUAUUGAAGAGACUGUUAUUUUGCUCGUUCUGUACCAGCCCAUUUUUUAAACCAACCCUAUUCCCAUUUCCUUUCCCCUUGAAAGUAAAUCUCCAGAUUCCAGAGCUGUCUGUUUCAUUUUACACAAUGCCAAUCCUUGAACUGAGUUGUAGAAUAUAAUUAAUGCAAAGUGGGGUUUCUUUCUUCAUUUUUAAUUGAAAGAAUAUCAAACUUAUGGACUUUCUCUUGAGGGGAUGUCAAGGUUUCCUUAGUAAGAUUGGAUGUAGCAGAGAAUCAGGAAUAAAGAUUCCUUUGUUGGAAGAAUUGUGUAGGACUGUAAGAAAUGGUUGUCUUGAAGGAUAUUACUCUCUUUUAGACAAACUGAACAUGCUCUUUGGUUUAUAGGGAAGGGGGUAUUUAUUGAAGGAUUUUGCUGAAGUAACAUGGCCACCUUCGGCCUAUAAAGAAGAUAAGAUGGUGGGGUAGUUUAUCUGUUUAGCAUGCUGUUUUGCAAAAUGUGAGUUAUCAUUUGCAUCGAUAUUAAAUCGUUAGAUAAAUAUGUUGUUUGAUUUUGUAGAAUUGCAGACAGAAGACAGAUCAUUAUCAGUAUAUUCUGCGUCAUAACAAACAAUUUGGUUUUGUUGUUGAAAGCAAUCCUAUUUAAGAGAUGGGUCUAAUCUCAGGAUUAUCAACAAUGGUCAUAUCUUAAUCCAUUUAAUCUGAUUUAGUAUGCUCAGGUACUUUCACACUUCCCCUGUCAAGAAAAGUCACAUAAGGCAACAAAAUACCUAAUGAUUAUUGUAUGUGUUAACACUGACCAGUACAUGCAAAUUCUCAAAAGAUUUAACGUGCGACAAUGUGCAUGUGCUUGCUGAUGUUUUGUGAGAUUGAAGUUCUUUUAUACUUCUUGUUAUUUGUAAAUUCCUGUAGCCUAUUAAAAGUUCAAUUGUUGAGAGGAGAGCACUUCUCUUUCACAUUUUCAGGGCUACGUGGCUGUGAGUUGAACAAUAUGUAUGAACAAAUUACAUUUUUGGAUUCCCAUUGAUUUAACAUACAUUUUCAAAAUUAGGAGAAUACAUAGUUUCAUCAUUGGGAAGAUGUGACAGCAGAUGAUCAUACUAUUUGCAGAUUACCUUGAUAAAAGAUUAUUUUGUAGUUCAUGUAUGUGAGUUGUUUGUAGUAGAAUUCGCACUAUUUGGAAGUACCCCCAUUCUUGUAUUCAGUGUAAAAGUGUCCCCAGCCACCCAACUUUUUCUGUAUACUGGUAACUGUUAAAAUCAAGGCUCAGUUUGCAGUAUUUAAUGUGAAAGCAGUAUGUUUUCUGCUUGCUGUUGGCACUUAUCCGAGCUAACCAGUAUCAGAUUACUCAUCUUUCAAUUUGCAAUGAUAUAUCCAGCCGUAAUCUUCAACUGGAAAUCAAGAAGAAGCAAUUAUUGCAAUGCAAUAUUCUUUACAUGUACAUUUCAUACUAUUAAUAGUUUUGCUAUUACUUGCAGGUCUAGGUUUAGACAUACAUAUGCAUGAAUGUUUUCAUAUAGUGCAGUAUUUAUAGUCUACCUGCAAUAUGAUUCUGUUCAAUACAUUUGUGGUAUUAAUAAGUACUACAAACCUUCAAAUAUCAACAAUCAUAUUUUCUUCGGCUCCAUUUCCUGAAGCAUUAUCAUUUUUUGUUUGAAUAAUUUUCAAUUUGGAGGAAGUUUGUAAUAGAUUUUUGCUGAACAUUUUCAGCAUUCCUAUUGUAAUUUAAUCAUGAUUUGUGCUUGAAAAUAUGAGAAACUGACAUACGUGCAUUUACUACUGCUUAUGGUAAGCCAUGUAUGAAAUGUUGUAAGCAAUUUUAUGGAACACCUUAGAUCUAUUAGUAAUGAGUUUUCAUGGUGUGAUAGAAAAAAAUCAGUCAUUUUUUAUGGUAUUCAUGUUUAUUGUUUAUACAAAUGUUCUACCUGUAGUUUCAUUGAUAUCAAAACUUAUCAACCACUGAUCUGGUUUCAUUUGUGAACAUAAUUCAGUAGAUUUUUGCUUGUUUAGGAAAUAACCAUCAAAACAAGAAUCAACAACACAAUAUUUGUGAAAUAUGUUGGGGUUUUUAGUGGGAUAUCAUAUUCAUUUUGUCCCCAAGUACUUGUAAAGUUAAUCACACUUUACAACUUCCAUUUGAAUGGAUUAUACAUUGUAAUAUAUAUGCAAAUUUAUUUAAAGCAGUGCUGAUUUAAAGUUAAUAUUCAUUCCUAUCCAACUGCAGUCUUUGAAUUAGGAAUAUGAUUCCAAACUAAUGCAACCAACUUGAAUAGCCUACGGUGCAGACACUCCAAUUCCCCAAAUGUAUCAGGUAGUUGGAGUUAUAGUCUGUUGAAUAGGAGUUAACGAUGUGUCAAAUCAUUGCCAAAAGCUCCAAAAGUUGCUGAUUUGGUUGUAUUUUAUUCAAACAUGAUGAUUUGAUUUCAUUUUAACUUCAUUGGUUAUGUGUGGAGUAUUCACUUUUGUUAUAUUUAUGUUUAAAAUAGAAUAUAUAUUUAUGUUUAAGACUGAAUGUAUUCAGGAAGCUCUCUGUGUGCCAAAAUAUUUAUUUAUUCAUUUAUAUGUGUGUUUAGUUUGUGAAUUUGUUACAUCAGCGCUGCAAUUUAGCUGUUAGGCACUGUGUAUGUGUUUAGAUACAUCAUAAUGUCUUGUAUUGUUUAUGUAUUCUCAUGUAUUAGUUUUAUAUUUUUCUAUUGACUGAUUUAUUUUUUAGUACCAGUAGGUAUAGUGAUUUACAAGUAUGUGUUGUAUUGUAUGUUUCGAUGCAUGUGUCCAAAUGUAUUCGUUUUCUAGUAUCAAUAAUGUAAUAUGAGAAGACGCAUAUUUGAGGAGGGUAUGAUAAGUAAGAAUACAAUGCAAUUAUAUCCAGAACAACUCCAGUCUUGUUGACCAUUCCAUCCACCCCAUCUGUGACUCUAUUCAGACACUAGACCUGGGGAGUGUUUCAUGGCAGGACUUGUCAGACAUUUUAUCCGACAAGUCCCAUUUUAUCCGACAGUUACCAUAGG
Messenger RNA from Lytechinus variegatus (green sea urchin), 6309 nucleotides. RefSeq lists its product as uncharacterized. The transcript has 4 exons. The coding region runs from base 88 to 1251 and encodes 387 amino acids. The record is from RefSeq and is a predicted model, not a curated record. NCBI's taxonomy places the organism in Eukaryota, Metazoa, Echinodermata, Echinoidea, Temnopleuroida, Toxopneustidae.